AUGGGGCUGUCUCUAAAUACAGACAGUUUUCAUCAAAGCAUGGUGUUCGAUUUUGGGGAGGAGACAAACCUGAGCGGUAAGAAGAAUUCCGCUCAUCUUUUGCUUGAUAUAAUGCCACUUAAAAUGGUGUUUAAGCCCUUUGAGAGAGGAGGGGAAAUAAAAGCCGAUCACUAUUUGCCAAUCCAUAGAGAUCCUCCAACAUUUGUUGAGCAAGCACCAGAACAAGAAAUCCUUGUUCCGGGAAUUAAGGUUGUUGAUCUUCUUGCACCAUACCAAAGGGGUGGUAAGAUUGGUCUGUUUGGUGGUGCUGGUGUAGGAAAAUUUUUGCUUAGCAUGGAACUUAUCAACAAUGUUGCAAAAGCUCAUGGUGGUUUCUCUGUGUUUGCUGGAGUUGGAGGAUGCACUCGAGAGGGUAAUGACUUGCAUAGGGAAAUGAUGGAGAGUGGUGUCAUUAAGCAGAGUGAAAAGGAGGUUCAAAGCAAAUGUGCUCCUGUAUAUGGUCAAAUGGAGAGUGGUGUCAGAUUUUUUGUUCACUAUUGGGCUGGUGUAUCACCACUUCAAUGUUUUGGAGAAUUUGUCAGUGGAUCCAUAGCUGAUGAGCAGAGGAAGAUUGUUGUUCGUAACUCAUGCGGCCUUGUGGUGGGAUGUAUACGGCCAACACCAUGGUGUCUGCUAUUGAACAAUGGGAAUGUGUCUACCUUACAGCUCUUCGACACCUGCUGA
This is a messenger RNA of Juglans regia (Persian walnut), 723 nucleotides long. RefSeq names its product ATP synthase subunit beta, mitochondrial-like. Gene Ontology annotation, molecular function: ATP binding. Bases 1 to 723 code for a protein of 240 amino acids. Lineage: Eukaryota; Viridiplantae; Streptophyta; Magnoliopsida; Fagales; Juglandaceae. Gene Ontology annotation, biological process: proton motive force-driven mitochondrial ATP synthesis. The record is from RefSeq and is a predicted model, not a curated record. The transcript has 2 exons.